AACGCCGAGCAUGCGCACACUGAAUAUAGACCCUAACGUCACAAUUGUGCGCCAGGGCUAAACAUGGCGAGCAGUAAGAGGAAUACUCUUCUCUCUUCACUAGCGGCUUAUGGAGAUGAUUCAGAGCAGGAUUCAGAUCCAGACACAGAUGAUCAAGAAUCUCAUGGUGGAUUGGUGUCGGCUGCUUACGGAGAGGAUGACGUGAGUCGUGUGGAGGAGGCAGAUGAGAAGCCCUCGGAGAAUGAGGACAGUGAUGAUGACAGCACUAGAAAUUCGGAAGAAGAGGAGUCGGACUCAGGGCGGACCCAAGAUGACGUGAAGGAUGUCACAGAAGUGGAAGUUAAAGACCCCAAUGAGCUUGUUGCACAGUUUUCUGAGAAGGUUCGGAAUAUGUCUCCUGAUGAGAUCAGAAUUCCUCCUGAACCUCCCGGGCGUUGUUCCAGUCAUCUGCAGGAAAAGAUCUUUAAACUUUACGAGAGGAAGCUUCAUGGAGACUUUGAUACAAACAGCCAUAUUCAAAAGAAGAAAGAGUUUCGCAACCCAAGUAUUUAUGAGAAGCUUAUCCAGUUCUGUGGUAUUGACGAACUUGGAACCAAUUAUCCAAAAGACAUGUUUGAUCCUCAUGGCUGGUCAGAGGAUUCAUAUUAUGAGGCACUAGCCAAAGCUCAGAAAGUGGAGAUGGACAAGCUGGAAAAAGCUAAAAAGGAAAAGACCAAGAUUGAGUUUGUGACGGGCACCAAAAAAGGCACCACUACUAAUGCAGCAGCUAUGGCCACAAACACAACAACUUCCACAGCAGAUGCUCAGAAGAGGAAGAGCAAGUGGGACUCAGCAGUGCCAGUGACCCUGGCACAACCCGCCCUCCUCACCACCACUGCCACCCUCCCUGGAGUCGUCUCUGUGACAACAACAGCCAGCGGCACCAAGACCACAGUCAUCUCUGCAGUGGGAACCAUUCUCAAAAAAGCCAAGCAAUGACACGAAUAAAGGUGGUGUAUUUCACUUCAGGUUGCCAGAUUGAUAGUGAAUGGCAGUGCUACAUGUAAACAUAAGUUGUGCUGUUUUUAGUUGAGCAACAGAUGAUUUUAACUGUCUGGCAACUGGAAUAGAUGGUGUUUAUCUAAUUUUCAGAAAGUGAAAAUUCUAGAUAUAGCUUUAUAAUGACAUAAUUGUAUCAGUCAUCUCUGUACUUGGUUUUGACUAGCUGUUUCAAAUGCAUUCAUCUGAUGGUUGAUUCUUUGAUUUAAACUUAUUGGUUGUCUUUGCCAGAUGGUUUCCAUUUUAAUUCAUAAUUCUUGUAAGUAAAAACGAUCCUGCAGCUGUCAAACAUGUCUGUUGCAGUAAAGUCACCUGACCUUUCAUGUCAGACAUAUGAAAACUUGUUGGUAAAUAUAUAUAUUUUUUUCUUUCAAUAAUCAUUCAGUGUUUGAUAGAUGCCAGGUGUAAUGUCUACAGUCUGUUUCCAUUUUUUUGUUUUGGAAAGGUCAUGUAUCUUAUUACAACAACUAAUCGGGGCUAAUUGACUAUAUUAUUGCAUUUAUUAUAAGACACAAAGGGUCCUAUAUUUGGUGCAAGUUCAUUUUUUAUCAUUUCUAUCUUUUUAUUUUGUUUUAGCAAUGCAAGUAGGUCUUUUUUUAAUGUGUAUAUUAAAAUGACUCUGGCUUCUCUGUUGCUCAGCAGUGUAAAAAUAAAUGGUUUUUGUAUAAUUGUAAA
Molecule: messenger RNA, 1713 nt
Organism: Cyprinus carpio (common carp)
Lineage: Eukaryota; Metazoa; Chordata; Actinopteri; Cypriniformes; Cyprinidae
Product: SAP30-binding protein
Biological process (GO): regulation of DNA-templated transcription
Cellular component (GO): nucleus
Source: RefSeq, a predicted model, not a curated record